AGGGGGGAAGAAGAAGAAGGGGGUGAACGGGGGGAGGUGUGGUUCAUGCGCCGGUGCGCCCGGCCGUGGCAGGCCCCUGCGCGAUGGAAGGCGGCGAGCUGGGUGUGGAGAAUAUGGAGACCCUGACCGAGCUGGGCGACGAACUCACCCUGGGCGAUAUCGACGAGAUGCUGCAGUUUGUCAGUAACCAGGCAGGGGACUUUCCGGAUCUGUUUUCGGAUCACUUGUGUGGCACCUUCCAGAGCAGCACCAGUGGUGGCAGCAGCAGCAGCAACAGCAGCAGCAGCAGCAGUGGCAGUGGUGGCAGUGGGACCCUGGAGCCGCAGUUGCAGCGGCCGUACAGCCAGGUGCAGCUCCAGCCCUUCCCACCACCCUCUGCCUCCCCCCAGCUCCAGAACCUGCCAGUCAAAGCAGCACAGGCAGCACCUCCAGCCCCAUCACGGUCAGCCCCUCUUCUUCAGCCUCGGCCCCCUCUCCAGCCUCAGCUCCAGCAGCAGGCCCUGAUGAUUACGCCGACCUUCAGCUCUGCUCCCCAGACCAGGAUUAUCCAGCAGCCAGUGAUCUAUCAGAAUGCAGCCACCAGUUUCCAAGUUCUCCAGCCUCAAGUCCAGAGCUUGGUGACAUCCUCCCAGGUUCAGCCAGUUACCAUCCAGCAGCAAGUGCAGACUGUGCAGGCCCAGCGAGUGCUAACACAGGCUGCCAACGGCACCAUCCAGACAUUAACACCAGCCACAGUCCAGACAGUUGCUGCACCACAGGUCCAGCAAGUUCCAGUUCUGGUCCAACCUCAGAUCAUAAAAACAGACUCCCUUGUCUUGACAACCUUGAAAGCAGAUGGCAAUCCCGUUAUGGCUGCAGUGCAGAACCCAGCGCUGACCGCACUCACCGCUCCCAUUCAGACCACAGCUCUGCAGACCCUUGUUGGGAGCAACGGGACCAUUUUGACCACAAUGCCAGUGAUGGUGGGACAAGAAAAGGUGCCUAUCAAACAAGUUCCUGGAGGUGUCAAGCAACCAGAACCACCUAAAGAAGGAGAGAGAAGAACAACUCACAACAUCAUCGAAAAGCGUUACCGGUCAUCCAUAAAUGACAAGAUCAUUGAGCUGAAGGACCUUGUCAUGGGGACAGAUGCCAAGAUGCACAAGUCUGGAGUCCUGCGGAAAGCCAUUGAUUACAUUAAAUACCUGCAGCAGGCCAACCAUAAGCUGAGGCAGGAGAACAUGGUUCUGAAGUUGGCAAACCAAAAAAACAAGCUGUUGAAGGGCAUUGACCUAAGCAGUCUGGUUGACAACGAUGUGGAUCUGAAGAUAGAUGACUUCAACCAGAACGUGCUGCUGAUGUCUCCUCCAGCCUCUGACUCAGGAUCCCAGGCUGGCUUUUCUCCCUAUUCCAUUGAUUCAGAGCCAGGAAGCCCACUCCUUGAUGAUGCAAAGGUUAAAGAUGAGCCUGACUCUCCUCCUGUGGCCCUUGGUAUGGUGGAUCGCUCUCGAAUACUCCUCUGUGCACUCACAUUCCUUUGCCUUUCCUUCAAUCCUCUGACAUCCCUCCUGGAUGCUCGAGGAACUCCAGAGUCUGACAGCCUGGUGCGCCAUGGGUCUGGCAGGAACGUGCUGACCAUUGAGUCAGAUGCGGGUAGUUGGUUUGGAUGGAUGUUGCCCACACUGAUCCUGUGGCUUGUGAAUGGAGUGAUUGUACUGAGUGUGUUCAUCAAGCUGCUUGUGCACGGAGAGCCAGUGACCCGUUUGCACUCGAGGUCAUCGGUCACGUUCUGGAGGCAUCGCAAGCAGGCAGACCUGGAUCUGGCACGGGGGGAUUUUGCUGCAGCUGCAUCAAACCUGCAGACUUGCCUGUCGGUUCUUGGCCGAGCACUGCCAGCUUCCCGCCUGGACUUGGCAUGCAGCCUGUCCUGGAACGUGAUCCGCUAUAGCCUGCAGAAGCUGGCGCUGGUGCGGUGGCUGCUGAAGAGGACUUCUCAUCAAUGGCGGGCGAGGGAGGCCACUGCGGGCUUUGAGGACGAGGCCAAGACCAGUGCUAGGGAUGCAGCUCUAGCGUAUCACAAGCUCCAUCAGCUCCACAUAACAGGUAAACUUCCUUCCAGCUCAGCCUACUCGGGCUUGCACAUGGCCCUGUGUGCCGUGAAUCUGGCUGAGUGUGCAGAAGAAAAGAUCCCACCCAGCACAAUGGCAGAAAUCCACCUGACGGCUGCGGUUGGCUUGAAAACGCGCUGUGGGGGCAAGCUCGGCUUCUUAGCAAGCUACUUCCUAAGCCAAGCUCAAAGCCUGUGCAGCUCUGAGCGGAGUGCCAUUCCCGACUCGUUGCGUUGGCUGUGCCAUCCCCUGGGACAAAAGUUUUUUGUGGAGCGAAGCUGGACAGUGAAGUCUGCUGCAAAGGAGAGCCUGUACUGUACCCAAAGGAACCCUGCGGAUCCCAUUGCACAAGUUCAUCAGGCAUUUUGUGAGAACCUGCUUGAGCGAGCAGUGGAUUCCCUUGUGAAGCCUCAGACUAGGAAAGAGGUAGCAGGACAAGAGGAAGAAGAGCCGUGUGAGUUCUCCAGUGCCAUGGAGUACCUGAAGUUGCUCAACUCUUUCUUGGACUCGAUGGGAAGUGGAGCCCCACCCUUUGCCAGCAAUUCUGUGCUCAAGUCCUCCCUGGGUCCUGACAUGGUGUGCAGGUGGUGGUCAGCAGCUGUGGCUAUGGCAAUUGGUUGGCUCAGAGGGGACGACGCAGCUGUGAGGUCACAUUUUGUGGAAGUGGAGCGCAUGCCAAAAUCCCUGGAGAUGUCAGAGAAUGCCCUGGUGAAAGCCACCUUCUACAUGUGUAAAGCCAUGCAGGUCUCCCUGUCUGGGAAGGCAGAUGGACAGCAGAGCUCCCUGGGUCAUUGUGAGAGGGCCAGCAGUCACCUAUGGAACAGCCUCAACAUGAGCAGUGGUGUCUCCGGCACCAUCCUCAGCAAUAUGAUCCAGCUGCUGGCCUGUGACUUGCUGCUCUCUCUCCGCACCAGCCUGUGGCAGAAGCAGGCGAACGCCAGCCAGGCCCUGGGUGAAACCUACCAUGCCUCGGCCCCCGAGCUGACCGGCUUCCAGCGGGACCUCGGCAGCCUGCGCAAGCUGGCCCACGGCUUCAGGCCCGCCUACCGCAAGGUCUUCCUUCAUGAGGCCACCGUGCGCCUGAUGGCGGGUGCCAGCCCUACCCGUACUCACCAGCUGCUGGAGCACAGCUUGAGACGACGCACACCCCAGAGCAGCAAACAAGGUGAACUGGACACCCUACCAGGCCAGAGGGAGAGAGCCACAGCCAUCCUCUUGGCCUGUCGCCACCUGCCCCUCUCCUUCCUCUCCUCCCCAGGCCAGCGAGCUGUCCUGCUGGCUGAGGCUGCCCGCACCCUGGAGAAGGUGGGGGACAAGCGCUCCUGCAAUGACUGCCAGCAGAUGAUCGUCAAGCUGAGUGGGGGCACGGCCAUCGCCGCCUCCUAACACUGGUGUGGGGCUGCCUCAUGCAAAGACCAUGCCUGGUCAACCAUCAGCCUGGACUUCCCUCCUUCUGGAGUUUAAGAAAAACAAACAAACAAAAAACAACAAACAAAAGUGCUAGGUUAGGGUUGUGCCAGUGGGAUUGUGAUGGGGUGGGAGAGGAGGGAGGGUUUUGUUUUGGUUUUGAUUUUUUUUUUUUUUACCUUGCCCCAGAUUUAGCUUGAUUAGCAUCCUUGCUUGUUCUCAGGCACUGCAGCAGAAAUCUGUCUAGCUGUGUUUUUUGCAACUGUGCCUGGGGCUGUUGGGAAGCACUCUAUCCUGACCCGAUGCCCCAUCCCUGCUGGGGGGAGAAGCCUGCAAGCUCAAGGAAUAGAGAAGUGGCAUGUCCCCUGUCUUGUCUUCAGGGGCAUCUUGUUCCCUUCCCAAACAUCUCUGCAGAAAAAAACCUCUGGGGAGGACAGAGGAUCUGCUCAAGCCCUGUGGGGCUGAUGGGGUCUGGGGCUAUUCCCAAGAGAGACAGGGAUGGCAGCACCAGCUUUCCUUAAGCUGUGUGUCAGGAAACCCAAGCCCUCUAGACCCAACCUUAGGGAGGUGCUCUGGGAGUAUUGUUUGGGGCCAGUACUGCCUGGCAAAUUUCUCUACAGUUUUUAUACCAGUUUUUUAUAGGAGUGUUUGUGGCUUUACAAAAAACAUAGGGAACAAUGCAGCAGAUUUCCCUUCCUCUUCACUUCAUGCAUCUCCUUCCUGUGAUCAGAGCUGCCUCCAGUUUUUGGCUGGUGGUUGAGUUUGUGGCAGCCUAUAACAAGCAGAGCUUCCUAAGAGGCCAGGGAGUCCCUGGUCUUCUGGCACCGGAUGGCAGCAGAGGUGGAUGUGCAGUGGCCUGCACUAGGCAUGAAGGGUAAAUGCUGCUCUGGUGCCUUUUUGGUGAUGAAGAAGCAAUUUUUAGAAAUGUUUUUUUAUUUUACUUGGUUCCUAGUCCCAGAACUUGCCUUCAAGUGAUUCUUCUUCCCUUUGACUGGUCAGCAGCUCCUGAGCUUCUGCAGGGACUCUGAAGCACUGGCUCAUGGUGCAGGUCUCCCAGCUCUGUUGCUAUCACUUUUCCAGAGUAGUUUGACUUGGCAGGUGUUGAAUCACCUGUGACUUUCCAAGAGGGGGAGGCAGAUCAGGGACAGGGAGGGAACGGUUUGCCCUCCUUCUUUCUGCCUUUCCUGUUGCAUCUCUCCAAAGAAUGCAAAGCAGUUGCCCUUGGACGUGGGCAAAUGUGGAAACCAGCCAUUGACAGGCAGGCAUUGCUGUUUCUCCCUGCACAUAGCUGACAUGUGCUCUGUGUUGGCAGGUUUUAGCACUCAAAUAGAGGCAGCAGCCCAAUCCUGUCCUGUCCCUGUCACCCCCAUACAGUCUGAUUCCUCCUGUAAAAUCAGAACUGGGGAUAUUUUGCAUGAAGCUUCUGCAUGUAUCCAGCUUUUGCAGAGGGGCAUGAAAGCUUUUGAGUUCCUUCUAAAAUGAGGGGGAAAAGAUGAGAUCCUGUUGUCUCGCUUUGCACGAGGUCUUUUGGCUUGUGGUAGGAGGGUUUUUGUAUUCUGUGGGAACUAAACAUAAGUAAUGCUAGUCCUAGAGUUGACUGGCUUCAAGAAGAUGGAAACUGGGACUAGGAGAAUCCUAUUUCCCAGUGAAGCCUGUUCCCAGUCACCUGAUGCCAUAGCUGUGAACAACAGCAUGGGGACCAGAAGACACUUCCAUCCUUCUCCUACUUUAUUUUGGGAAUAGCUGGUGGACCUACAGCCCUGAUGGCCAGCAGCCAGUGCAGCUAGAGGGGAGCUCACUGUUUGAGGGGAGGAGGUUGCUUUUGCAUGUCUUUGAUCAGUGCAGAGGAUACUCUGAUUUGAAUGGCAGCAGCCACUGCUGUAUCCUACAUGUGCAAAACAGCUCUUGUGUUUGCGUGGGUUUUGAUUGCCCAUCCCAAGUUUCCUGGUUUAUCAGCAAUCCUAUUUUGGGAAGGUGGAUCACAUCCUCCUACUUUUCCCUCUAAGUGGCUCUCACACAAUCUUCCUGAUCAUGUUUUUUUUUUCUAAAAUACAGGAACUCUGUGUGACAACCUCUCAGUUAUUUCCUGUUUUCGCAGAUCUCCAUGCAAUGCAUGGGAAGUUUUGUGCUUUAGUAAAAGGGGAGGUGAGGCUUUGGGAAAACAAAGCUGCUGAGACUUGACUUUGCCACUUAAUGUUGGACUGAGUCCUAGGGAAUGGGCUGCAGGGAGUACUGGCUGAGCUGGGGGUUAGAGGCUCCUGGUCUGAAACCCUGAUAUCUAAAGGCAUGAUCCACAGAGGGUCCUAGCACUGCUGACACUUCUCUUCCCUCCAGGGUAAGGGACCUUCACCCUCUUUUUCUACACUGUUCAUAAAUUUGCUGCCUAUCUGUCCCUACAACUUUUUUAUAUGUGUGUGUGUAUAUACUGUAACUUUUUUUGUUGUUGCUGUUGGUGGGUGGGAGGAAAUUGUUUUAUGGAUUAUGUGAAGAAAGUCUAUUUAUCCACAUGGAGUCUGGAGUAGGGAUGCUUUGUGAAACAAGGUGCAACUGGGGGUGGGGAGGUUCCCCAGGGAACUUAUCUGCUGUCUGAAAACCCUGUUCUAGGGCUCAUGAGCAUCUGUUACCUAAUAAAGGCAAAUGUUGCCACCAC
Molecule: messenger RNA, 6144 nt
Organism: Calypte anna (Anna's hummingbird)
Lineage: Eukaryota; Metazoa; Chordata; Aves; Apodiformes; Trochilidae
Gene: SREBF2
Product: sterol regulatory element binding transcription factor 2
Exons: 19
Coding region: 84-3473 (1129 amino acids)
Biological process (GO): positive regulation of transcription by RNA polymerase II; positive regulation of cholesterol storage
Cellular component (GO): nucleus
Molecular function (GO): RNA polymerase II cis-regulatory region sequence-specific DNA binding; protein dimerization activity; DNA-binding transcription factor activity, RNA polymerase II-specific
Source: RefSeq, a predicted model, not a curated record